Molecule: messenger RNA, 3106 nt
Organism: Nymphaea colorata (pocket water lily)
Lineage: Eukaryota; Viridiplantae; Streptophyta; Magnoliopsida; Nymphaeales; Nymphaeaceae
Product: cysteine-rich receptor-like protein kinase 44
Exons: 9
Coding region: 523-2508 (661 amino acids)
Biological process (GO): protein phosphorylation
Molecular function (GO): protein kinase activity; ATP binding
Source: RefSeq, a predicted model, not a curated record
CUCCCUAUAAAUAGGGACGUUGGGUCAUAGUGAGAGUGUAAGGAGAAAAAUCAAGUUGAAUGAUCUUGGGUUCUCACUUUGUGAGUUGGGUGUGUUGAGUGAUCUUAGGUUCUCACUUUGUGAGUUGGGUGUGUGCUCAUUUUAUGAGCUGGUGAGUGUUAGCUCGUGUGUUCACUUUGUGAACUCGAGUUAAAGUUUCAAGUGUAUGCUGCAAGGGCGUUGGGUAUGUUAGCUCACUGCGUGAGUCGAGCACCCUGCGAUGAAUGAAUCUCGCUGUUAUGGGACUAUCGACGCCUAGACACAAAUAUGUUAGAUCCUGUAAUACCUAGUCUCGCAAGCCACCUUCAAAUCCGCGGUAGUCAGAUCCAUAACAGCAGCAGCAGCAGGUCAGUGCAGAUUCAGACGAAGUCAGAGAAUGUCGACUGGAAGUGGAACGCCGCCGAUGAAAUGAGGUGAGCCGACCGCGGCCGUCGCCUUUUCCUUCGUUUCUUUCUCUUUCACAAUCGAUGAUCAACCUCCCCCAUGGCAACCACAACGCGGUCAAUUGUCCCACGCCUUUCAUGUCUGUUAAUUCUUCUUCUUGGGCUGCUGCAAUCUCCUCCAUCGGUUCACCCGAGCAUGACUGAAGAUCCCAUCGAAGCAAGACUGAGACAGAACAAUUACUUGGACAGAAUCUGCUUUCCAAGCGCAGAUGGAUUGUCCCCCAUCUACCGGCAAAACUUGGAAGAGAUAUUUCGCUACUUGGUCGACUCCAUUCCCAUUAUGGGCUUCUCCAACACCUCCGUCGGCGAAUCCACCGAUACUAUCUACGGCUUUGCUAUAUGUCGAGGCGACAUCCCUGCAGAUAUAUGCCGGAAAUGCAUCGCCGCCGCCGUAGAGAAGGUCAAGAUCGAAUGCCCAAGCAACAGCUCUGCCAUGAUAUGGUUCGAGGCCUGCUUCCUUCGCUUCUCCAGCAAGCGGUUCUUGGGGACCUUUGAACCGAAAUUCCCCAUCGUGUGGACGGACAAUUCCCAGCUGUUUGCCAAGUCCGACGGCAUGGAGUGGGUAUACCCAUUGGGGAAAGAGGCUGCCGAUAACUCGAAGCGGUUUGCCACCAUGAUAGAGCCAAAGGGCGGGUACACCAGCUACAGCCUGGCGCAGUGCACCAUUGACAUCAGCUCAGCGGAUUGCUCGGCGUGCUUCCAGUAUGCUAUCAAAGAGAUCGGGAAGAAUCACACGCUAGGUCGAGUGUGGCGGUUUGUUUGCCCGAACUGCGCCAUCAUCCACUACACCUGGCCUUUCUUUUUUACCUCACCAGGAAGUAAAAAUGGUAACCAGAGGAGAACCGUGAUUAUCAUUUCCUCCACAGCAGGGAUACUGCUGCUAGCAAUGGGGACUAUCGUGUUGCAUUUCCAUGCGCAAAAGAGGAAACGACUUAAUGAGGAGCUAAGAAAAUACAACUGUGAGAUGGCUUCACUCAUGAGUAGUCUCACUGAGGAUGAAAGAAACCAUGAGCUGCCUCAGUACAGCCUAAGAACAUUGCAGGCAGCCACCAAUAAUUUCUCGUACGAGAACAAGCUCGGAAGAGGAGGAUUUGGCCUUGUCUAUAAGGGUGAACUCAAUGGUCGGCUUGUUGCAGUGAAAAGGCUUUCAGAGAGAUCUGGGCAAGGCCUGAAGGAGUUUAUGAAUGAAGUCACGUUGAUCGCAAAGCUUCAACACAAGAACUUGGUUUGUUUAUUGGGUUGUUGCGUAGAGCGGGAAGAAAAGAUGCUUAUCUACGAAUUCAUGCCGAAUGGCAGCCUUGAUGCUUUUCUUUGUGACCCAGAGAAGCGUAAAUCAUUGGACUGGAAGAAAAGAUGCAAAAUAAUUAUGGGAAGUGCAAGAGGGAUACUAUACCUUCAUCAAGAUUCCCGGCUCAACAUCAUUCAUCGGGAUCUCAAAGCAGGCAACAUUUUAUUGGAUGAACAUAUGACCGCAAAGAUUUCCGACUUUGGAAUGGCCCGAAUCUUCAGCGGAGAUCAUGACCCAAAAACCACCGAUAUCGUUGUUGGCACUUAUGGGUACAUGGCUCCGGAGUAUGCAAUCGAUGGGAAAUUUUCCGUCAAAUCCGAUGUUUAUAGCUUUGGCGUAUUGCUCUUAGAAAUUAUUAGUGGUCAGACGUACGGUGGAUUUGACCUCCCUCUAAAGGAUGAUACACUGCCUCAGUAUGCCUGGAAUCAAUGGCGCACGCGGAGAACGUCAGACUUCAUAGAUCCAAUGCUUGGAGAAACAGCCUCAACAAGUGAAAUCUUAAAAUGUUACCACAUUGGCUUACUAUGUGUUCAGGAGGACCCUGCAAGCAGACCCACAAUGUCAGCCAUUAUAAAUAUGCUUGAAAGUGAUUCUCCAACGCUUCCAACACCCCAACGACCCCCUCUGGUUUUCAGCAGUGACAGCAGCUGUUUUAGCACUUCAGGGACCAUCACAGGUUCCUCUAGAGUGGCAGUGGAAGCAGUCCUUAAGAUGAGCGUAGCAAAUUUCUUUGCAUGAGUAGAUAUAGUGAUCGGUUAAAUGACAUUGCCAGUAUGAUCUAUAUUCCAUAUUUAGUUAAGCAGCUUGUCUCUUUGUACUAUCAACUUUCAAGAAUAAUUCACUAUUGGGUUGAUCUACGAAGCUAUCUUUAUAUCUUAGUGAGCUCAACCACUAGCAAUGGCUAUGUGGUACGGGAGAGAAUACAGUUAUCGGGGGAGAAAGAAAGAGAGACUACAGGUGAACGCUCGAAAACACAACAGAUGAAGGAGGGACGCAUUGGGGGCGCUGUUCUUUUCGGGUGGGAAAAAAAAACAGAAGAAGGGGCUCAUUAGGGAUGAUCUUAGUAAAUGUGAUCAAAUUAAGCCAAAAUGUAGAAAAGGCUGGAGAGAAUGGGAAUCCGGACUGGAGGAUGCCAAUGAUUCAAUAUUAUAAGGAGCCAAUGAUGGAUCUGCUCAAAUUUGAGCCCGUACAGAGUUGGGUCUGCGGAGAACAGACAUCCGAAUGGUAUGCGCAAUGCUUAAAUAGUUACGAGCAGGGCGCCAUGUAAAUGGAAAGGUAACAAAAAAUAUGAUUGUUUUUGCAAGCGGAUCAAAUGAAAGAUAUUAGUUAACAGAUA